Messenger RNA from Pecten maximus, 474 nucleotides. RefSeq lists its product as uncharacterized. The transcript has a single exon. Lineage: Eukaryota; Metazoa; Mollusca; Bivalvia; Pectinida; Pectinidae. The coding region runs from base 1 to 474 and encodes 157 amino acids. The record is from RefSeq and is a predicted model, not a curated record.
AUGGCGAGGUACAUACCUAAAGCUGAGAGUGGCGGUAUGGUGGGGUACAUACCUAAAGCUGAGAGUGGCGGUAUGGUGGGGUACAUACCUAAAGCUGAGAGUGGCGGUAUGGUGGAGUACAUACCUAAACCUGAGAGUGACAGUAUGGUGGGGUACAUACCUAAAGCUGAGAGUGGCGGUAUGGUGGAGUACAUACCUAAAGCUGAGAGUGGCGGUAUGGUGGAGUACAUACCUAAAGCUGAGAGUGGCGGUAUGGUGGGGUACAUACCUAAAGCUGAGAGUGGCCGUAUGAUGGGGUACAUACCUAAAGCUGAGAGUGGCGGUAUGGUGGGGUACAUACCUAAAGCUGAGAGUGGCGGUAUGGUGGGGUACAUACCUAAAGCUGAGAGUGACGGUAUGGUGGGGUACAUACCUAAAGCUGAGAGUGGCGGUAUUAUGUGGUACAUACCUAAAGCUGAGAGUGGCGGUAUGUAG